GGCGUCGAGUUUAGUUGGUGUUUGCAACUUGUCGUGUGCAUCUCACAGACAAAAUGGAUAAGUUUCCUUUUGAAAUACGCGAUGUGGAUCCAGCAACCAAUGCGGAGCUGCUGGAAUACUUUAUAGGUGAGCGGACCGGCUUUGUUCAAGUUGGACCAGAGGGAUAUUUCUUUCCAUACAAGUACAAAACGGAGGCGAAACAUUAUUACAACUUUGAGGCACGACCCGAUGACAUUUGGAUAGCUACUGUGCCGCGUUCGGGCACCACUUGGACGCAGGAGCUCAUCUGGUUGGUGGCCAAUCAAUUAGACUUUGAGCAGGCAAAGGAACGUCCGUUAACUGAACGUUUUCCCUUUCUCGAAUUUCCCUUGUUCUUGCAUGAUGCUGUCAAGGAAGAGCUGUUAGCUGAAAAUUGUGACUCACCGGCUGCUUUAGAGUUUAUUGAGCUGAUUUCUCGACCGGGCUAUGAGACACUUGAGCAACUUCCCCGUAACCAGAGGCGUUUUAUUAAGACCCAUUUUCCCUUCUCAUUAAUCCCACCCAGUGUCUUGGAGAAGAAAUGCAAGAUAAUUUAUGUGGCCCGUAAUCCCAAAGAUGUGGCCGUCUCCUAUUAUCAUCUCAAUCGUUUAUUCCGCACACUAGGAUAUUGUGGGGACUUUGAGCGCUAUUGGCGUUACUUCCAGCGAGGAUUGAAUCCCUGGCUACCUUACUACAGUCACAUAAAGGAGGCAAAACAGCAAAGAGAUUUGCCAAAUGUACUUUAUUUGAACUAUGAGGAUAUGCUGGUAGAUUUGCCAGGAGCAAUAAUGAAAAUUGGUAACUUCUUGGAUUGCACGCCAAAUGCCGAAGGAUUGGAGAAAUUACUCAAUCACUUGAGCUUUAAGAGUUUUCGUGAAAAUAAAUCGGUUAAUAUGCAUCAAAUGGCAGCCGUUGGUGUCCUGAACCAAGGCGAGGCUGGAUUUGUGCGCAGCGGCGGCAAGGAUUCCAAGGAUGCCAAACAGCAUGAUCAAAAGGAAUUUGCGGAGAAUCCGAAUCUGCUAAAGCUCGCUAAUGAUUGGAUACAGCAGGAAGUUAAAUGUUUUAAAUCAAUUUAAAAAUACCGCUUACUUAAAUGCAAUCGAUACAAAUCGAUACUUGUCUCAACUGCGAAUAAUUACUCAAGGCUGGUAUGCAGCACAGAUGAGUAAUGUAAUAAAAUGA
Drosophila grimshawi is the source of this 1200-nucleotide messenger RNA. RefSeq names its product sulfotransferase 1C4. Gene Ontology annotation, cellular component: cytoplasm. The transcript has 5 exons. Gene Ontology annotation, molecular function: sulfotransferase activity. NCBI's taxonomy places the organism in Eukaryota, Metazoa, Arthropoda, Insecta, Diptera, Drosophilidae. Bases 54 to 1094 code for a protein of 346 amino acids. Gene Ontology annotation, biological process: sulfation. The record is from RefSeq and is a predicted model, not a curated record.